GUCCGAGUAAUUUCUCCCAAUCAAGGGUAAGAGCUUGAGUUUCAGACAUAAGAGAAGGGAGGUCCGAGUAAGUUACCUUUUUUUUUCUUGGAAAGUUGACUUUCCUUCAUAACAAAGCGGAAAACACCAAUCCUUGUUUUUGUUGGUAUGAGGAAAACACCAAUCCACACAUGCUUAAAAGCAUGAAAAUGCCUUACACCGUGCAGUUACCUUCAUUUUUAUAUUCGUCGAUGGCCGAAGGUGUAUGGUUCCUGAGAGUAUGGAAGCCGUUUUCAGUUCCCAAACAUGUCUUCUUCUUCUCUCUUCUCCAGACCUUCGACUGUUGGAAUGCAAAGAAGACCUGUCGCUGCACAGCCUGUUGCAUCUAAUCAGAUGCCUUCUCCGGCAGUGAUUCAUCCAGACAUCGAUCCUCCUCCAAAACCAAGGGCUUUAACUCAGUGCCUUGCUGUGGGAUUCUUUAUCUUCCUUGUGUUGCUGCAGUUCUUGCCGGUCACCCAUGUUCGUGAUCCUUCUGAUCCACGCGGAUUACUAGCAUGUGAAGAAUCCAGACUAAAGAAGCUCAAAGCUGGCUUAAGUUCCAAAUCAUCAAGGGAAGGUGCUCCAGAACAAUAUUUUAAUAUCUGUGCAGUUGGGUGUGGUGAAUGGUUUUGUGAAGAUUUUUCAGUUCAGAUUUCUGAUUUCCCUUAAAACUGACUCAGUUCCAUACACAUUGUUUCUUGGAUGGACUGUUUGGAUCUUCAAGUCCUUGCUGUUCUUGCAAACUCCACUUUGUCAAACUCAAGGUUUGUUCGUCUCAUUAUGCUACACAUGCUCUUCCAUGAAGAACAUUUGCGAACAAGUUUUAAAAGUUUUUAUGAUUGAUAUCUGGCAGUGCAAGCUUUGAACAUAGCAUUUGGGCAUAAAUAUUUGUUAGAAAUGUCUUAAAGUUGGUGUGUUGCUUACCUAAAACACCAAACAUCCUUUGGAACCAAAGUUGAUGUUUGUAAGGGAUUAAGUGCAUUGUGUAGUAGGUAGAUAAAACCUGCAAUUCAUUUACUUGUAAGGAUAGGCCAACCUCACUUCGCCAUUCUGAUCUUCUAUUUCCCAUUUGAAAAUGCGAAAAUAAGCUUUCAAGAGCGGUUGAAAACAAGACAGGAAACACCAUUAUUGUGCUGUGAUGUGGACUAGGCAUGUGUGCAUUGGUUCUGGGAUCCAUGAGAUCUAUCAAAAAAAAAUUGUAUCAGAUGAUUCUGGUUUCAUCUGUCCUUCAUGUAUACCUUUCAUUUUAGUGCAAUUUGUAUUACCUUUUACCUGGUGAAUAGAGCUUAUAUAU
Molecule: messenger RNA, 1312 nt
Organism: Macadamia integrifolia
Lineage: Eukaryota; Viridiplantae; Streptophyta; Magnoliopsida; Proteales; Proteaceae
Exons: 2
Coding region: 286-687 (133 amino acids)
Source: RefSeq, a predicted model, not a curated record